AUGCCAACCGUGAUGAGUCCGACAUCAGUCCAAGUCAAGAAACCGGAACCCAAGAGCUUGCCUUCGAUCCAAGCGUUUUUCGCUACCUCCUCAGAGUGUCAAUCAACAAUCAAAGCCUCAUUCCUACCACUCCCCACCCCUGACUCUCAAUCUAGCUUGAACCAUCACCACCAACCUCCAAAGAAUCACUCUAAGCGAUCCGUCGCCCAAAUCAACACAACUGUCCUAGCCGUCCUUGCAUCUGGUACUAAGGGUACCGUCACCCGCCUCGAACCCAGUAAGAAACCGAACCCUGUCCAGGCUGGAUUGGAUUGGGAUGAGGACAUCGUUCUACCUGAAGGUGGCCUUCAGACAAUCUUCAGACCUAUCGGUCAUUCGACUCAGGACAUCAAAAAGCAGCCCAGCUUUGCUAGCGCGAUCAGCGACGACUCACUCUUAUUCUCCAUACCCACUACCAUUCUUGGAUUGAUCCUCCUCUUGCUCGGACGCACCCUCCCCCGUUUUUACUCCUCAGUCGCUUUUGCCCUUGCCAUCGCCUUCCCAACCUGGGCCUUGUCUCUCAACCUGGCCGGUGUCUCCGGUAUCACCGGCCGAUCAUACAGCCAAGACACUCAGAAUAUCAUCAUCUGGGCUCUAGUCUCCGGGACUUUCUUCUUCGGACUCUCCUUGAGCUUAUUGAUCGGCCAGCAUGGCUAUCCGAUUGCUCUAUUCCUAUUGUCCAUCCAAGCCGGUCUAGCCAUCACAAUCUCAAUCUCAAUCUUGAUCUUCUCAAACGGACUCACCAUCCAUCAUACCCUCAGCCGAUCAAUCUUCCUUGCCAUCGGGCCUUCCAUCUCUGGCCUCAUCACCAUCAUCUGUUGA
Molecule: messenger RNA, 861 nt
Organism: Puccinia graminis f. sp. tritici CRL 75-36-700-3
Lineage: Eukaryota; Fungi; Basidiomycota; Pucciniomycetes; Pucciniales; Pucciniaceae
Exons: 3
Coding region: 1-861 (286 amino acids)
Biological process (GO): regulation of Ras protein signal transduction; mitotic spindle orientation checkpoint signaling
Cellular component (GO): SIN/MEN two-component GAP complex; mitotic spindle pole body
Molecular function (GO): GTPase activator activity
Source: RefSeq, a predicted model, not a curated record